UAAAAACGCUUUGGUGUUUAACCACGUCACUUCUCUCUCUCCAGUCUCCAUUGAAGUUUGCAUCGGCGAGCUCGAAUAAUCAUCAAAAACACAGAAGCAAUCAUGCCGGAAAUAAACCAAAACGGCGCCGUUAAGUUCUUGUUUACACUUGCUUUUCUCACUGCUACCGCCGUUUCUCUUCCUUCUUCGCCGGAUCGAUUCCUCAGAUCGGCUUCGACUUAUCUCCGGUUACCGGACGAGCCUCAGGAGUACGAGGAGCUCAGGCAGCCCCUACCGUCCGAUCAGCUAACGCCGUCAUGCUCCCAUGUCCUCCUCCGCCACUCAUUUGCCAACACCAUCAAUAGACCUCCUUUUACCACUCCAUACAGUCCACCUUCCAGCUGUACAUCGCCGCCGUGGUCUUUCGUUGUACUUGACCUACGCGCCGCCUCGAGUGGUGAUCAGUACGAUCGUAUCUCCGGUUUGUGGCUCGGCGGAGUGGAGCUACUUCGCACCAGUACGGCGGAGCCGAGUCCAUCCGGAAUCUUCUGGAAUGUUCGGAAAGACGUCUCUAGGUAUUCCUCGCUCUUUAUGAGAUCCGAUUUAAAUGUCACAAUGAUGCUCGAGAACAUAGUCAACGAUGUUUACACAGGCAUCUAUCAUAUAAAUGUCACCCUCAUCUUCUACGAAUUCAAUCAUAUUGCGUCAAAUUUGAAGAUUAAUAACAGAUUAGGCUUUGUGGAAUCCCAGAGAAGAGAUCAAACCCCUGCGGAUUUGAUAAUCCCGAUAGGUGCCGGAGGGAACAGAGGGUUUUGGUUCAUGAUCGAGAACCCUACAGAAACUUACUCAAAACGAAUUCAAAUUCCGUCCAACACUCGUCAGAUCGUGCUGGAACUAUAUGUAUCGUUCCAUGGAAACGAUGAGUUCUGGUAUUCAAACCCGCCAAAUUCUUACAUCAAAACGAACAAUCUAGCAACCGGGCGUGGCAAUGGUGCGUACCGGGAAGUUUUUGUUAAGAUAGACGGGAGAUAUGUGGGAUCCGAGGUGCCAUUCCCCGUGAUCUUUACAGGCGGAAUCAAUCCCUUGUUCUGGGAACCAGUUGUUGCAAUCGGUGCAUUCAAUCUACCUUCCUACGAUAUGGACUUGACUCCAUUUCUCGGGUUGCUUUUAGAUGGAAAGUCUCAUGAGUUUGCGUUUGGGGUCAACGAUGGGAUAUCAUACUGGCUUGUGGACGCAAAUUUGCACCUCUGGUUAGAUCACGGGUCUUCGAAUGUUGAAGCUGGGUCUAGACUUUACGAUAGCCCGAGUCGACAUAUGGAGAGACAAGAAAAGUUUGAACAGCUUGAUGGGUCGUUUAGGGUUGAAGCAGAGGUAAUUAGUGAAUAUGAUGGCUGGGUUAGAUCAUGUAAAGGUAAUCUGACCACUAUGGUCAAGAGCAUGUUCAAGGUUGACAGCUUGGUGAGGUUCGAGAAAAACGGAACAUACAAGAGGGUUGAGCAGAGGGUGAAGACAGAACGGAUCGUGGAGGUGACUUCAGAAUCCGGUAAACCAGUGAAUCGAUUUGUGCACCAGCGGACAUAUCCUCUCACAGUGAUCACUUCUACUUUUAGAGGGUUAACCAAGGAUACAUAUAUGCUCGUGACGAAUGUUUCACACGCCUUGAAUGAAACACAUUCAGAUGGAGAGGCUUCGACCCAAGUUUACAAUAGACAAGACUCAGAGGGUUGGAUGGAGGUUGAAGAUCACAAUGUCUUGGCCGGUGAAGCGAGCACAAGACAGAGUCUUAGCUACAUCGAUGAGUUCAGCUGUUAUUCCCACACCAUCGAUGCGGCCAAUGGCGAGAUUACCCAGGACAGUUCAUCCGAUUCUUGCACUUCGUCUUCAUCCUCAGAGCUCAACACAUUGAGUUGAGCAGCUUAUCAUAACCGAUGUGAAAUCAAGAUGAAACACUUGUCUUGAAUAAGUGAUGCUUGUACUACUAACCAUAUUCGGGGUCAAACAAAAAAACUGUUUUUGCUCAAAGGGUAACAAAAUUGUAGGAUCUAAAGCAGAAACAGCAGUUACAAUUCUUUUGCUUUUGUUCA
This is a messenger RNA of Arabidopsis lyrata subsp. lyrata, 2063 nucleotides long. RefSeq names its product peptide-N4-(N-acetyl-beta-glucosaminyl)asparagine amidase A. Bases 103 to 1890 code for a protein of 595 amino acids. Gene Ontology annotation, cellular component: vacuole. The transcript has a single exon. The record is from RefSeq and is a predicted model, not a curated record. Lineage: Eukaryota; Viridiplantae; Streptophyta; Magnoliopsida; Brassicales; Brassicaceae.